Molecule: messenger RNA, 471 nt
Organism: Adineta ricciae
Lineage: Eukaryota; Metazoa; Rotifera; Eurotatoria; Adinetida; Adinetidae
Source: the annotation of a GenBank genome assembly
AUGAAAUACUAUUUCGAUAAAUACUCAAUCGAUCACAUGCAGUUCGACAUGAAUUUUCUUUUUAUUUACUUUCAGAUCACCUUCUUCGUUUCAGUAUUGUACAACAACGUGCUUCUUGAUCUUGAAGAUUCUGUUAUAGCUAUACUGUCCAAUAAUUGUUCGAACAAUAUCCAAAAUAGUCCUUCGACAAAAUUGAUGUACAUGACAGUGAUGUUUCUUUUAACCACGCCGAAUUUCAAGAGAAUAUUAAUAUACAAAAAAUACCGUCACAAUGAAUCUGAACAAUACGGAAUUACGCUAGUUAUAAAAGAGCUUGGUUGUAGAUCAAUUCCGUCAGUUUCUUCCUGUUUGUAUAUGAUUAUUCAAAACCAAGCUAUUCGAUUAUCAUUGUUUCAAGUUUUCUUUGUCAAGCAGAUGGAAAAUAAUAAAAUAAAAUUGACGAAUGAAGUCACUCGAGUCGUCAAAGUUUAG